UUCAUUCGUGGUAACCAAUUUGCAUAAGAUAUUUCGGAUCGUUGGAUUUAUUACAUGUUUCAUGAAAAAAAUGACUAAAUUAUGAGUAAUGAGGAACAGCAUAUACGUUAGUUUUAAUUCGCAAAGGUUUUGCCCAGAGAAGUUGUAAUACUUACCAGAAAAUAUUUUAAUCCAUUUUCCUUGCUUGUAUAAAUUCAAAAAUGAGUUGUGUUCGUUGCUGUUUAAUCAGUGCUGGUCGUAUAGCAUCUUCCAAUCAUGUGGCAAACCAUGUUCACAAAAUUGUAAGAGUGGCUGUAAUUAGAUCAUUAACGAUCAGCAGUACUCUAGGAAAAGCACCCACAGAACCGACUCCACCGGGUAAAGAUAGCAGCGGUGGAGUGUCCUCUGUUGGUAGUAAUGGAGGAAAAAAAAACACACUGACGUGCCCAAAAUGUGGUGAUCCUUGUACGCAUGUAGAAACAUUUGUAUCAUCAACGAGAUUCGUCAAGUGUGAAAAAUGCCAUCACUUUUUCGUUGUUUUAUCAGAGGUAGAUUCGAAAAGAAGCCUUAAGGAAGCUUUAAGAACAGAUGAUACAAAACAAGGAUUCUACAGAAAACCACCGCCACCGCCGAAAAAGAUAUUUGAGUACCUAAACAAACAUGUUGUAGGGCAAGAGUAUGCUAAAAAAGUUUUGAGCGUUGCCGUGUAUAAUCACUACAAACGAAUCUAUAAUAAUUUCCCAGUGCAGAAUUCAAUGCAAGGUUCUAUUAAUACUACUGGUACACAAGAUCUGAAUCAUCCCUUCACUCAUAGAGGUCUUAAACCACACCUAUUGCAUAUUUCGACCGUCGGAAAUUCGCUUGGUGUUGGAUUCCAACAGUUCCCUACAGGAAGUGAACAAAAGUCAACUGAUAAUCAGUCGUCUUCGGGAUCGGAUAUCUUAGACAGCAAGCAGCACCAAUUAAAAUUAGAGAAAAGUAAUAUUCUAUUGCUCGGGCCAACUGGUAGUGGAAAAACAUUACUCGCUCAAACAAUAGCUCAGUGUUUGGACGUGCCUUUCGCUAUUUGUGAUUGCACGACGUUGACACAAGCAGGAUACGUUGGUGAAGACAUAGAAAGCGUUAUAGCAAAAUUACUUCAAGAUGCUAAUUACGUAGUGGACAGGGCGCAAAUGGGUAUUGUAUUCUUAGACGAAGUGGAUAAAAUCGGUGCCGUUCCUGGUAUACAUCAAUUACGUGAUGUUGGCGGCGAAGGUGUUCAACAAGGAAUGUUAAAAAUGUUGGAGGGUACCAUUGUAAAUGUACCUGAAAGAAAUAGUUCUAGAAAAUUGCGUGGAGACACGUUACAAGUUGAUACUACAAAUAUUUUAUUCGUUGCUUCCGGUGCAUAUAAUGGGUUAGAUAGACUGAUCUCGCGACGUAAAACUGAAAAGUAUCUUGGAUUUGGUGCGACCCCUGCUUCGGAGAGUCCAGGUAGGAGAGCGGCGAAUUUGGCCGACGUUGCAAAUAUGACACCUUCUACAGAAAAGGAUAACCAAGAAAAAGAUCUUUUAUUAAAACAAGUGGAGGCAAGAGAUUUAAUUGAUUUCGGUAUGAUUCCCGAAUUUGUAGGCAGAUUUCCCGUUCUUGUACCUUUCCACACUCUAGAUAGGGAUAUGUUGGUUAGAAUAUUAACAGAGCCUCAGAACGCUAUGGUGCCACAGUAUCAAAUGUUAUUCUCGAUGGACAAGGUGGAAUUAACGUUUACUGCGGACGCCUUAAAUGCUAUAGCGUCAUUAGCGAUGGAAAAGAAAACAGGCGCGAGAGGACUUCGUGCAAUCAUGGAAUCAUUACUCUUAGAACCUAUGUUUGAAGUACCGGGUAGCGACGUAAUGUCCGUUCACGUAACGGAAGGCUGUGUACGAGGACAAGACAAGCCACAAUACGUUAAAAGGGGUGAUGUCACCGACGAGGAGUUGCAAGCUCAACAGAUACAAAAUUAACAAAUAAUUCAUAAAACGGGCACUCCACAAGUUUGACACAUCAUUUGGUUUUCUUUUUUAAAGAGCAAAUUAUUUGCGCAAACUGUUACGAUAUUUUCCAAUACGAAGUGAAUUAUAAACAGUUUCCCUUUCGUUCUAGAAUUUCUUUUCAGUUUUAAGAAAAUAACACUAUAAUGUGGUGAAUCACGCCGUGAAAAGACUCGAUACAAAAGAGAUUGGGAGAACUUUGCAGUUCUACAAAUAGCAUAUAUUCUGUAAAAAUAUGUAUAAACAAAAAUGUGUAUAUACAUAAAGUCCUUAUCUGAGUUUUCACUUACCAAAAAAGUGAACAAAAUUUUAAUUGCAGGUAGAGUAUACAGUCGUUUAGACUAGAAAUAUUUUGACCGCCUACUCGAAGGUAACACGAACAUUUCUGUCUUUUAUAAUUCUAAUAUUUGUUCGUUAUUGUAUUAUAACAAGCAACAAAGAAAAAAAAAAGAAAAACGAAAUCAGUCUUGCGAAUUAUAUUGUGUAACAUAUGCUAAGGAUAAAGUUCCUACGUUACACGAAAUAAUUGCAACUUAUUAGCAAAAGUUUCAAACAGCUAGUACAAAACUCAUUGUGUACUAACGCAUGUUAUUAUGUGUGUGUAUAUAUAUAUAUCUAUCAGAAGUGGAAAUGUUCUGUAAAAUACUUCGAUUCGAUAACAUUUCUAAAUAACUAAUAAAUAACAUUUGAACAAAAAUUUAGGAAAAUAUCAAGUUAUAUAAAACAUACAUUUGCUUUUAAAACCAAGGAUGACGUUAUGUUAAUGAAUAGAACAAGAAUUUUUGUAACGUAUUAAAUAAAUUAAGAAAAAUAAUCGAAUAAAUAGAAGUUAAAAAAUGUAUACGUUUUACAAAAGUAAUGGUAAAAACUUAUUAGAGAUGAAAUACUUUCUGGUCAAUUAUUUUAUUUUAUUUUAUUUUAUCUUAUUUUACAAAUACGCAAUAGAUAUAAUUGAAAGGCUGUGUAAUAUACGAUGCAAGUUAGAAAGAUGUGCAAGUGUAAAACUGUAACCGAUUGUUACUGAAAGUAAUUUGAUUUAGUGAUAUAUCGAAAGUAACGGCAGACGAACUAAAAUACUUUCAACGACUCCUUAACUUGCAUCUUUACGGCGUUUUUAAUUUCUACAACGUAAAUAUUCUACAUAAAAUAAUAUGUACAUGUCAUCCUAAAAAAAUGUUUAGAACAAAUAAACUGUUUUUUAUAUAUA
Messenger RNA from Osmia lignaria (orchard mason bee), 3195 nucleotides. It is a transcript of the gene ClpX, whose product is annotated as Caseinolytic protease chaperone subunit. Gene Ontology annotation, cellular component: mitochondrial matrix. Gene Ontology annotation, molecular function: zinc ion binding; protein dimerization activity; ATP binding. The record is from RefSeq and is a predicted model, not a curated record. NCBI's taxonomy places the organism in Eukaryota, Metazoa, Arthropoda, Insecta, Hymenoptera, Megachilidae.